Oncorhynchus keta (chum salmon) is the source of this 3478-nucleotide messenger RNA. RefSeq names its product IFI30 lysosomal thiol reductase b (gene ifi30b). Gene Ontology annotation, molecular function: oxidoreductase activity, acting on a sulfur group of donors, disulfide as acceptor. Gene Ontology annotation, cellular component: lysosome. The transcript has 7 exons. Lineage: Eukaryota; Metazoa; Chordata; Actinopteri; Salmoniformes; Salmonidae. Bases 2366 to 3181 code for a protein of 271 amino acids. The record is from RefSeq and is a predicted model, not a curated record.
AGAACCACACAAACCGCCGCCAUAGAUUUUUCAACUAACCUGUUCUUAGGGAUUACUUUCUUCAUUCUCGAUUCGUUUAAAAAAGUAUCUUAGUCUGUUUCCAGUUGCAGUUGGUUCUACAAAAACAAUAAAUUCAGAAAGAUAUCGAUGUUUAAGUGAGAUAUGCCUCGUGGUGUGCUUAGACCUUUGUUUGUCACCUACUUAUACGUGUGGCCGUAGAAGUAGAAUCUACUAGUUCCUGCAAUAAUGCUGGGAAUGCUAGAUCUGGGGCAGCUAAGAUGUCGAGAUACCUCCUCAUGCCGUACAAUACUUGGAUGUAAUAUUUUUGAGUUUUUGCUGUUUUUUGUAGAACCACCUGUAACUGGAAACUGACAUUUUUCAGAUACUUACGUUAUUCUUGAUUCUGUGAAAAAAGUAUUGCCAAUAACAGGUUAGUUGAAAAAUCUAUGGCGGCGGUUUGUAUGGGGCCUUUCUCUAACGCCCAGUAAUGGACACCAACAUUCUUUGGUUAUAUCACAUUCUCUGGCAUACAAUCUGUAGCUAGGUCUAGACAGUCUGUUCUCAGUGACAUUGUUUCCCCUGGCCUUUUCUGUGGACUUGGGCUCCCGAGUGGCUCAGCGGUCUAAGGCACUGCAUCUCCGUGCCAGAGGCAUCACUACAGACCCUGGUUCGAUUCCAGGCUGUAUCACAACCGGCCGUGAUUGGGAGUCCCAUAGGGCGGCCGACAAUUGGCCCAGCGUCGUCUGGGGUAGGGUUUGGCCGGGGUAGGCAGUCACUGUAAAUAAGAAUUUGUUCUCAACUGACUUGCCUAGUUAAAUAAAAUAAAAUAAAUUAUAUUGGAGGUCGACAAAAGCUGUGCUUGAUUUCUGUCUCAGACCGCUAUGACGGUGCAACGUAAAACGACACAUUUCCUCAGCUUGUGAGAAAGCCUGUGAGUGGGUACAAAUUUGAGGCUUGAGUAGGGAUGUCGCUGUGCCAAUGUUAAAAUCUGCUACUGUAAAUGCACUACAAAGACAUGAAUAGGGAGCUCAUGUUUCAGGAAUUUUAUUAUAAUUUGACUUGAACAGGUUCAUUAAUUUACAAUAACUGGCUAUGAUAGGUCAGAAACACUCCGCAUAGUGGACAUCUCAUUUUAAGACAAGGACGGCAUCAUUGGUGGCUCUUAAUGGUCUGUUUGAAAGUGGCUUUUAUGAAACCUGUUUGUGUUUUGUUAUUUGUUCAUCAUAACCUGAGCAGAUUUAAUUGAAUAAGCUAGUGUGAAUACUUUUGGUGAUAUUCUUUACAUUUAUAUUUCAUGCUUAUUUAGAGAUUUAAUUUCUCUAAAUAUCCAAAUAGAUUGAAAAGACUGUGAAAAGGCUGUUUACACAGGCAGCCCAAUUAUUUAUUUCACUAAUUGGUCUUUUGACCAAUCAGAUCAGCUCUGUGAAAAUAUCUGAUGUGAUUGGUCAAAAAAAACUAAUGGCAAAAAUAUCAACAAUAGGCUGCCUGUGUGGAAGCAGUGAACUUUUUUAGAUUUUGUUAUCGAGAAUGAAACUGUCGUAGUAUUUGUUGUAUGUUGACUUUCAAUAGUUGAGGACUGCUUGGUUUUUAGCUUUUGUAUUUGUGAAACUGUGCUGAAAAGUCUGUUAGAUACUGCUAUUUGAUACACAUAGUAUGUGUAUAAUACUUGGCUGGAGUUCAGUAAUUUGAAAUGUAGAAAUCCCCCCCCAAAACAUUGCUAAUGAACAGCAAAAUACACUUUUAAAUUGACAAUUCUGUACAAUUAUUGCAUUACCUAAUGAAAAUAUUGGCUGCACUCCAUAUUAUGUAUUUGUCAGACUGGUAGUUUUGUAUGGUACUAAUGAUAAACUUUAAUAAAAUUGUUAAUUUUUAAGUUGUCAAAAUGCCUGACAUUUUUCCCCAAAUUAUUUUGACAAAAGCAAUCCCUUGCUCAGAAGCCAAUUGAGUGUAAAUGUUGGGAGAAUUGUGACAUCUACUGUCACAACAUGGUCAUACAAUCUAUGAUUUUCCUCACUUUAGCCUUGGCAAUUGUCUAUGUAGUUAAGACACGUUAUGUACUGCUAUUUCUCUAAUGUUGUGACUAGAUACAUUAUUAAUGAUCUAUUAAUGUUAAUUCAGUCAAUCAAGAAUGAUUCUACUCUGGUCUAAGUUUGAAGUUUGUUCUUAUUCCUGUUUUGCCUACCAAUUUGUCCCUGUAUAAGAAGUGUCUGAAACGAUGAUAUGGCUGUUGUGGGAUGUCCAAUGAGAGAGUUUGGUCACAAGAAUCCAUCUCAUCAUCACAGCUAAGGAUGAUUGUUGUAGUCAUUGGUGGAAGGAGCUCCAACCCACUCACUCUUCAAAUUGGUCACAGUGUUGUCUGAGGGAAAUGUUAAGGAAGGCUCUGGCUUCAGUACCUGUAAGCAACAUGAAGUUUGCAUCGGUGUUAGUCCUUCUUUUUUUCUGCUCUACUUUCAAGAAAUCCCAUGGAAAGUCAAAGCCCAAACCGGGCUGUGAAUACCCCCCAUCUCAGUGGUGUAGGAGUUUGGAAAUUGCAAUAGAAUGUGGGGUUCAGAAGCAGUGUCUGGAGCUCAAUGCCACUAGGCCCAAUUCAGCAGUACCCAGAGUUGAGGUGACCCUGUACUAUGAGAGCCUGUGUCCAGGCUGCAGGGUCUUCCUCACCCAGCAGCUCUUCCCUACCUGGGCCAUGCUCCAUGAUAUCAUGGAGGUAAAACUGGUGCCCUACGGCAAUGCGCAGGAGCUUCCCUCGGGGAAUUCUCCCUUCACCUGUGAACAUGGGGAACCAGAGUGUCAUAGCAACAUGAUUGAGGCAUGUAUUCUACAUUCAGUGGGUCUGUACUCUGCCUUCCCUGUCAUUGACUGCAUGGAAUCUGCUGCAAAUGUUCUCGCCGCCGCCCAACCUUGCUUACAGCUACACGUCCCCUCCAUGACAUGGGACAGUGUCACAACCUGUGUUAAGGGAGAGCUCGGCCUCAAACUUAUGCAUGAGAACGCCCUGAAGACCAAUGCUCUCAGUCCAGCCAAAACACACGUUCCCUGGGUGACCAUUAAUAAGGAAUACACAGGUGACUUUCAGGACAAAGCAAUGUCAUCACUUUUUAACUUGGUCUGCAAGAUGUAUAAGGGAGGAAAGCCCCCUGCCUGCACCGGAGCACAGAAGAAACUAGACAGGAGUCUGUGCUGAAACCAGCAGUCAUUCUGCAUGCCAUUCAUGUUUUCAAAGUACCAGUUUCUCUCAUUCUUUUGAAAGACAAUGCAAGUCCAACAUAAAUCAUAAGUCCCUCAUUUCUUUACUCUUGUUGCUGAAAUGUAUUGUAAUACUUGUUAUUCUGUGUGAUACUGUGUCAAAUAACUCCAUAUGUAUUGAUAAUUUAACCCAAUGCUAACAAGUUAUGGUUCCAUUUUGUAUGAACAGAUUUCUCUUUCAAGCCUAAGAGUGCAUAUAACUGUGGGGUCUGAAAUUAAACAUCCUUGAUAAAGA